Ogataea parapolymorpha DL-1 is the source of this 699-nucleotide messenger RNA. RefSeq lists its product as uncharacterized. Lineage: Eukaryota; Fungi; Ascomycota; Pichiomycetes; Pichiales; Pichiaceae. The record is from RefSeq and is a predicted model, not a curated record. The transcript has a single exon. Bases 1 to 699 code for a protein of 232 amino acids.
AUGAGUGGUUUUAGAGGUAACGGAUAUGGUUAUGGAUAUAACUAUAGAGACCCAUACUACUCCAGAGGACGCGGGAGAGGUGGAUCUUACCCGUACAAGCGGCCCUACAACGAUGACGAUGCUCCAUACGAGUCGAACACAUAUCCUGAGCCGGCAAACGAAGACUAUCGCGGAGACUAUCCACGUCGAGGCGGGCCGUAUAGGGGAUCACACAGACCCCGGGGGCGCGGCAGGGGAAGUUAUCGCGGCGGAUAUAACGAGAAUCAUCACGACCAGCAAUAUGACCACUAUGAAGAACGUGAUGGUGAGUCGCGGCCUAGAAGCAGCGUGUCGCAUUCCAUGAAUGGAUCAGGGUCGUCCAGAGAGAACAGCGAAUUUUUACAUUCCAAGCCGAGCUCGCGAAACGGGGAUAGAAGCGAAUACGAUCGAAAACAGCAGGACUCUUUCGGUACCGAAACAGACCUUACAAGCUCAAACGAAAAUCACUGGGUGAUACGGCUCAGAGUUUCGGGUGAAACAAAGGCAUCGCUGAGCAAAUCUUUUGACGAGCUGGACAAAAUCAAUAAAGUGCUAGCAGAGUCGGCUAUAAAACGUCUUCAUCUGGAGAUGGAUGUGGAAAGGUACUCCAGGGCGGGCAGAAGCGAGGACGUACGGUGUAGAUUAGCAGAAGAGAAGUUGGAGGCGCUUAACUUCAUCUGA